This is a messenger RNA of Rotaria socialis, 1212 nucleotides long. NCBI's taxonomy places the organism in Eukaryota, Metazoa, Rotifera, Eurotatoria, Philodinida, Philodinidae. The record is from the annotation of a GenBank genome assembly.
AUGAGCGGAUUUAAUAAAGAAAAUAAUCCUGAAAAAACAUUAGAUUUAUUUAAUAAAAUGAAAAAUGAUGGUAUUCAAGCAAAUGUUGUUAUUUAUCUCUGUCUUAUUAAAGCUUUAUCAAGAAUUGGUGAUUAUUCUAUAUCUAUAUCCAUUAUUAAACAAAUGCCCGAUUCUUUUUUUCAUGAUAAUCAAAUUCAAACAGCAUUAAUUGACAUGUGGGGCAAAAUUGGGUAUAUGGAUAAAGCAAAAGAAAUAUUUGAAAAAAAUCUUCAACCAGAUCAAGCAAUGCAUAAUUCGAUGAUUCAUGGUUAUGGUUUAAAUGGAAAAUCUGUUGAAGCAAUUCAACAUUAUCAUCGAUUGCCAAAAGAUUUUAUCGAUGAAAUAACUAAUAUUUCUGUUUUAAAUGCAUGCUCUCAUUCGGGAUUGAUUGAUGAAGCUUGCUCUAUCUUUCAAAGUAUUCGAAAUAAAACAGAAACUAUUUAUAGUGCAAUGAUUGAUUGCUUUAGUCGUGGAUCAUUUUUUGAAGAAGCACAAAAACUAAUUGAUGAAUAUGAACAUUCUCAUCCACCUAGUGUGUCAAUGUAUAUGGCGUUAUUAUCAGGUGCUAGAAAUGAAAAGAAUAUUCAUCUAUCAAAAAUUGUUUAUAAUCGUAUGAAAAAAAUAUUUCCUGCUGAACAGAAUGCAUUAAUACCAGCUGCUGUGCUUCUUGCUAAUGUUUAUGGAUCAUUAGGCGAAAAUAACAAAGCAUCAGAGAUAAGAAUUCAACUGGAGAAGUUACGUUCAAAGCAUAAAAAAAGAGUCGGUCUUGCAUGGGCAUCAGUUAAUGGACAAGUAUUUAAAUUUCGAGCUCAUGAUGAGUCACAUCCUCGAGCAAAUGAGAUUUAUGCUGAAGCUGAAAAAAUAUCAGAAGAAAUCGUUAAGCAUGGUCAUAUAUACGAUUCAAGUUGGGUUACACGGCCUUUGAACCCGGACGAAACCAUUGCAUCAGUCCUUUGCGGUCACAGUGAAAGACUUGCCAUUGCAUGGUGUUUUCUUGAAAAUCCUAAUGCAAAGCGAAUUCAUGUAGCGAAAAAUCUUCGUAUAUGUGGUGAUUGCCAUCGAGCGACAAAAUUAAUUGCUGCUAUUCGUGAAUGUGAAAUAAUUGUUCGGGAUGCCCACCGAAUUCAUCAUUUCUAUACAAAUGGGCAAUGUUCAUGCAAUGAUUACUUCUGA